Molecule: messenger RNA, 570 nt
Organism: Ostreobium quekettii
Lineage: Eukaryota; Viridiplantae; Chlorophyta; Ulvophyceae; Bryopsidales; Ostreobiaceae
Source: the annotation of a GenBank genome assembly
AUGGCAAGCCAGCGGCUGAACCACGUCGCAAAGAGCCCAGAUUGUUUGACCUUUGCAAGGCGCGUGGGUGGCUGCGUCUAUGGCCUUCCCGCUACAUGCUCGCCGCUGAGCGGAAAGGGCCCUGGCUGCAGUGAGGGUUGGCAUCAGCAUCGGGCGGAAAGGGCGCUGCCAGUGGUGGGGCUUGCAGCGGCGUCUGCAUCCCCAACCUUCACUACACCUGUUCUGCACGGAGCUGUGCGCAAUUGGUGGGUUGCGGGGGCUGUGCAGACGCAUGGGUGGCUGCAUCUAUGGCUUACCCGUUGCGUACCUUCCAUGCGUUUCGAAAUGGACCGGUUGAUGGUGGAGAAAGUAGUUGCCUCUUCGUUGUCGCUCUCUGAGUGGAAACGCUCAGUGAGAGUGGGAGUGUUGCUGAGCGGAUUUGAUGGUCUUUUAGAGGAUGUCAAACUCUGGUUAAGAAGAGCUCACCUUCCAGAAACAUCUGUGUCAGCCAUAGCACAGGCCCGCCGGUCAUGUCGGUUCAACGCGGAGGUCAGCGCUGUGGCCGCACUGCCGACAUGCACCGAGGCUUGA